CCUCUUGCAGCAUUCGAGAGAAAAACAUGAAACAGUGCUCAUCGUGGAGCUUUAGAAGUCUGCUCCUCAGUAUUGCAAUCGACCAGCGUCUUAGAAUUGACACCUGUCGAUAUCUAAUCGAGAUCCUUUCACGCCGCAUUACAGGCGUUUAAAGUUGGUUAGACCUGUUCCCACAUCUAUGGAGUUUCAUCUAGACAGUGCAGAAUACUGCCAGGCACAGCACAAAUAAAAAGUAAUCAAACAAGCAAGGCGGUGAUAGCCUGAGUGAACAUCGGUCACUGGUCUGUCUCUUUGGAAGUGUCGACGCGUCGAUAGGUUGUGUGUGGAUCAUAUCAGCGGAUCAACAGCAGUGGGCCAUAACGUCGUCUGUCUGGUCUCUUCCCCGUGGUCGUCUAUGAAACAGAUCGAGGAAGUUUCUGCUCCACUACACCACCCUUACCUUUAUUAUCGUCGCAGGAGUCUCCAUAUCAUCGCUGAAAAUAAAUAUUUUUAAGUGUAACAUCGAAAACUGAAGAAAGGAAACAAAAGAGUUGUUAGAUCCGAGAGGUACACUAAAAGAAAACAGGGAUUUAUUUCACGGAAACAAUUUCAUACCAUUUUCUUUGUGAUAGAAGAAAAUAGAAGAAAAAA
Drosophila subobscura is the source of this 630-nucleotide messenger RNA. RefSeq lists its product as uncharacterized. The coding region runs from base 27 to 152 and encodes 41 amino acids. The transcript has 3 exons. The record is from RefSeq and is a predicted model, not a curated record. Lineage: Eukaryota; Metazoa; Arthropoda; Insecta; Diptera; Drosophilidae.